CGGCCCCACUUGCUGCCUGAUUCUGCUGACGCUGAAGAAAGAAGCUGAAAGAUGAAGACUUUGGCCGUCCUGGUUCUCUGCUCCCUGGCUGUCAUCUGCCUGACCUCAGAUGCCUCCACUGGUGCCCAGCCUGCUGAAAACCCUGCUCAGGAUGGUAUGUUUGUGGAGAGGGACGCGGCCGCCUCAGUGGUGAGACAGAAGAGAGCUCCUGGAGAGUUGUCCCUGGCCCAGCUGGAGAGCCUGAGAGAGGUGUGUGAGCUCAACGUGGCUUGUGACGAGAUGAUGGACACGCAGGGGAUCAUUGCCGCCUAUACCGCCUACUAUGGACCAAUCCCCUAUUAGAGGCCAGACCACAACAACUGAUUGUCUUUACAGUGACACCAAAAAAAGUCUGUGGAAACUUUUCCAUUAUGUCAAAGUUGAAUUAAAAAGUGAGAUGUGUUGGGAGUGCAUCGGGAAUUUAUUUUUCCCUCCUGCAUAGACCGGCAGAAUUGUCUCUGUUAACCUG
This is a messenger RNA of Epinephelus moara (kelp grouper), 508 nucleotides long. It is a transcript of the gene bglap, whose product is annotated as bone gamma-carboxyglutamate (gla) protein. Gene Ontology annotation, cellular component: extracellular region. Bases 52 to 342 code for a protein of 96 amino acids. Gene Ontology annotation, molecular function: structural constituent of bone; hydroxyapatite binding; calcium ion binding. Gene Ontology annotation, biological process: regulation of cellular response to insulin stimulus; response to vitamin K; bone development. Lineage: Eukaryota; Metazoa; Chordata; Actinopteri; Perciformes; Serranidae. The record is from RefSeq and is a predicted model, not a curated record. The transcript has 4 exons.